AUGGAACCGAGAGCACAGUUGAACAAGGAUCUUGAUGGUCAACCAGUGGAUGCCACUGAGUAUAGGCGAGUCAUUGGUUGUCUCAGGUAUUUGGUACAUACUCGCCCUGACCUUUCUUUUGCUAUUGGAGUAGCCAGCAGGUUCAUGGAAAGACCAACUAUGAUGCAUCACAAUGCUGUGAAGGAAAUUCUUCGGUACUUAUCUGGUACCAUACAUUAUGGACUGGUGUAUGGCAGAGGAGUAGAAGCAGAGGUGAUCACUGGGUUUACAGACAGUGACUUUGCGGGAGAUAUGGAUGACAGAAAGAGCACGGGAGGAAUGGCUUUCUACAUUAAUGAAUGUCUUGUAUCCUGGAAUUCACAGAAAUUGAAGACAGUUGCUCUUUCAUCGUGCGAGGCGGAAUUCAUGGCGGCAACAGUAGCGGCAUGCCAUGCACUCUGGCUUAGAAGUUUGCUGGGAGAACUGACUGGAAGAGAACUAGGAGUGGUGAAGCUAUUUGUUGACAACAUGUCAGCGAUUGCAUUAAUGAAAAACCCUGUCUUCCAUGGUCGCAAUAAGCAUAUUGACACAAAAUUCCAUUUCAUUCGUGAGUGCAUUGAAGGAGGACAGAUUGUGGUUCAGUUCGUCUGCACUGAGGAUCAAAAAGCAAAUGCUCUGACGAAGGCUUUGCCAGCGGGGAAGCUUGCGACAAUGCGGCACCUGAUGGGUGUUCGCGAUCUCGAACCACAACUGGAUUAA
Messenger RNA from Dioscorea cayenensis subsp. rotundata (Guinea yam), 738 nucleotides. Its product is annotated as secreted RxLR effector protein 161-like. Lineage: Eukaryota; Viridiplantae; Streptophyta; Magnoliopsida; Dioscoreales; Dioscoreaceae. The coding region runs from base 1 to 738 and encodes 245 amino acids. The record is from RefSeq and is a predicted model, not a curated record. The transcript has a single exon.